Lolium perenne is the source of this 1000-nucleotide messenger RNA. The record is from RefSeq and is a predicted model, not a curated record. Lineage: Eukaryota; Viridiplantae; Streptophyta; Magnoliopsida; Poales; Poaceae.
UCGUUUAUACAUAAUCACUAUCUUGUGCUGCCUACGAGAUGUGCACUGGCAGGAGACCAGCCAUUUUUUCUCCCAGCUUCGCCUCCAUUAGUCUCCAAUGAGUUUUCUUGCUUAGGAACCAUCCCCAAUAGUCACACGUGAUUCUCUUUCAAUGCCUCCGACCUUGGCGCUCGCACUGGUGAGUGCUGCAACCGGGGUACUGAGCCCCGUCCUCGCGAAGCUCUCCACGUUGUUGGAGAACAAGUACAGCAGCCUGAAAGGAGUGGGCGACGAAAUCCUCGCCUUGCAGGAUGAGCUGAGCAGCAUGAACGCUCUGCUUCUGAAGCUGGCGGACAUCGAUGAUCUCGACAUCCAGGUGAAGGAGUGGAGGAACCAGAUCCGGGAGCUGUCGUACGAGAUCGAGGAUUGCAUCGAUGACUUCGUCCACCGUGUCGAGCAGCGUGACCCCAAUAAGCGCAAGAACAUGAAGGGUUUCUUCCAGGAAAGCAUUCAGAAGCUCCGAACACUUGGAGCUCGUAAUGAGAUCGCCAGCAAGAUCUUGAAGCUCAAGGCCCGUGUUGAUCAUGCAUGCGAACGGAGAAAGAGGUACAACUUUGAUGGGGUGGCAUCAAGCUCUAGCACAGUGGUGCCCAUCGACCCUCGAUUACCGGCUCUUUAUGCAGAGGCAGAAAGCCUUGUGGGUAUUGACGAACCAAGAGAUGAGCUCAUCGGGCGGUUAGCUGAAGGGGAGGUAAAUUCGGUAAGAAAACUGAAGGUCGUAUCUGUUGUUGGACUUGGAGGGUUAGGCAAGACUACUCUUGCCCGUCAGGUUUAUGAUAAAAUUGGAAAACAGUUUGACUGUCGAGCAUUUGUUUCAGUAUCCCAGAAACCUGACAUGAGGAAAAUAUUGAAAAACAUACUCACCGGUGUCACAGGGAUAGAGCACUAUCCAGGCAUAGAAGCAUGUGAUGAGGAGCAGCUCAUCAACAAACUGAGGGGAUUCCUCAACGACAGAAGGUAG